CUCCAAAUAAUUAUAGCGCAUGUAUGUUAAACAUUAUAAACAGGGUAUUAAAGUUUGAUCAGUGGAAGCGAUGUAAUUUUUUGGAAGGGUACUAAAGUGCGGACUCACAACAUCAACGUUGCUGAGUGCUCUAUGUAGGGUGAAAGUUUCUAAAAUCCUGCUUUGUUGGCAAGAGUAAGUGAAUAGUUUGACGCAAAUCACUUUCUUCCCCUUCUUUUCUUCACAAGAAACGGUAAGGUUCUGUCGACUCUUCCCCUAUAACCUUCAAAUCACAUGCAGCAAAACCACCAUCCGUUGUCACCUUCAGAAAAAGGACACCAAAGGAUAAAUGUUCUAUUUUUUGACAUUAUAUUUGAUGACAAAAUGAUGUGGAAGGGGCCACCGAAAAACGCACCACACUCUUCAAUAGGCAUAAACACAACUCGAUGUCUGUUUUAAAUCGUUUUGAGUGUGUUAAACCACGUCUUUAAUUUGCGUUUUUUCCCUCAUAUCUCUUUGAUAUAUUGCCCUUCAUGCAGUGGUGUAGUAGCCCCAAAAAAACAAGGGGCUCUUGCCCAAAAUGUUGCGAAAAACGAUAGCAAAAGUAGAUAUUUGCCAAUUUUCGGCAUCAACAAGGGGGGCUCAGAGGGACUGAGCCCCCUAGCUCUACACCCCUGCAGUCUCAUGGAACAGCUGUUAAUCAUUGACAUCAGAAUCAUUUUGAAAUCAAAGGUGUGCUUUAAAUAGAAAUAAUGAAAACAAGGAGUCGACCUUCUUUACAAAACUUUACGUUCCUCUACUCCCUUUUAUUACAGGGCCUAUAAAGCUUUGGAAACUUCCUGUCAAUGCAUUUUAUACAUUUUCAUAAGAUUUAUUUAUAAGAAACCAGAUAAUUUGUACAGAGUGUCGGUGAAUACUUUGUCGGGCAAUCGACGCUCGGUAUGCUGAUGAAGUGUGUUCUUAUAGUAAUAGUUCAAGUUCUGUGUGUGUGUUUUGUUUGGUUCUUUCUCUGGGUAAUUGAAUUGGUACAUUGUUGAUAAAUUAAACAAUCAAAACAUGUACUCUUGCCAAAACAUGUGACCGAGGCCAAUCACUCAUGGCACGUGUGCGACCAAAACAACAAGUUUAGUUGUCCAGUGAGCAGAGUACGAUGGAGACGAGAAAACGACUGGUCAUAACUGUAGUCCUUUUGUCAUUGGCAGCAGAAACACUUCAAGAAAAAGGCCGAUGUAAAGAAUGGCAGUUCGAAACACGGAUUGCCAAUGAGUUGCAGUGUAUCGAUUGCUUUUGCAAUGGCAUCACUAGCCGAUGUAGGCGAGCGAUGUAUUAUAUUGCAAAGAUAGAACUAUCAGAUGUUUCAAAAGUUAGAGCUUUAAGCGAAGAUGCAAGGCUGCCGGAUAACGCUAUUUAUUUCAGUGCAAGCAACGAAGUAAUACUCGGAGAUGUUGAUGGCCUAGGCACCCGUGUCGUCUAUUGGGUAUUACCUCGAGAAUUUCUUGGAAAUCAGGUCUUUUCCUAUGGUGGUUUUUUAAAGUACUCAGUUUUCUACGAUGUAGUUGCAGAUUCGUCGCCGUACCGUGCUGCCGAUAUUAUAAUUAGGGGACCUAACAAGCAAACAAUUGUAUAUAAGGACGAAGAGCUUUUAUUCCCGAAGACCACCAAAGACGCUAGAAUACAAAUUUUAGAGAAAAAUUUCUACCUUGAGAAUGGAAGCAAAGCAACAAGAAGAGAUGUGAUGAAAGUCUUAUUGGAUAUAAAAGAAUUCCUUAUUCGUGCAACGUAUGCAAAAGAAACUAGAGUAACACUUCUCAACUCUGUGUCACUUGAUACAACUACACCAUAUUACACAAAAUAUGGCCGGGCAAAAUACGUCGAGCAUUGUCUGUGUUCUGAAGGAUAUCAUGGAUUUUCUUGUGAGGAUUGUCAAAGAGGAUAUACUAGGGACCAGUUGCGAUCAGGCACUAAAAGUUGCAUCAGGUGCCAAUGCAAUCGACAUACAUUGGAAUGCCACCCAGAAAAUGGAAUUUGCAAGAACUGUCAUGAUAACACAUUGGGUGACUACUGUGAAAAGUGCCAAGUUGGUUAUUUUGGAGAUGCCACCAGGGGAACAACUGAGGAUUGUCGCAGAUGUGCUUGUCCACUUCAAAUAGAUUCAAACCAAUUUAGUCCAACCUGCAAGAAGAUGGAGGAUGGCCUAGUCACUUGCACUGCUUGCAAAGAGGGAUACACAGGACGAGACUGUGGCAAAUGUGCGAAAGGCUACGCUGGUAAUCCAAGAUAUCCUGGAGGGAAGUGCAUCAAGACCUCACGAAGAGUCGACAGAGUGCCAAUGAUCAGCGUGAAACCAACGCAUAGGUUGGACCCCAUUGGCUACCGUGCCAUCUUCAGGUGUGAGGCAUCUGGAACGGGCCCGUUUCAUAUCACGUGGUCAAGGAAAGAUGCGAGGCCUUUGCCAGUUGGAAGAUCACGUGUUUUCUCAAGAGGCAGUGAAUGGAUACUGAUCAUUAGCAGUCUUCGAGUAGAAGAUGCUGGGGAUUAUGUUUGCAGUGCACGCAGCCAUUUUGGAAUUGCCUCUUACAGAGUUUCUCUGAAGAUUUACGCUAAUAAAGUCACGAAAAUUGCUGUGAGUGUAACACCAAAGUCUCUCAGAGUCGCUGAAGGAGCUUCAGCUCUUUUUCUUUGCAAUGUUAACACCGCUAUUCUUACAAUCUCACGUUCGUGGUCACGUGAUGGCUAUCGUUUGUUGCCCGAGACUGCAGAAGUGGUUGAUGGAACUUUGGCAUUUCGUAAUGCAAGAAGGGAAGACAGUGGAGUAUACACAUGUUCAGCAUCAAAUCAAGUAACGGUUGAUUCCGCGACUGUUGUCCUAAGUGUUGGAGCUUUGAUUGGACCGCAAAUAUCACUAUGGCCAUUGACACAGACGGUUGAUGUAGGUAAACCAGUCAAUUUUCAAUGCACUGCUACUGGUUUUCCUAAACCUGAAAUAUCUUGGUCAAAAUCAGGGAACAAACAAGACGAGGGAUUUAGAUACAUUUACUCAAACAACGGCUUUUUGAGCAUUGGAAAUGUUCGUGACAAUGAUGAAGGAGAAUAUGUUUGCACGGCUAGGAACAAAGUAGGAGAAAUCUCGAGAAAAGCAAUACUUUUUGUUAGAGCUCCAAAUAGAAAACUCUCAAUAUCGGUUUAUCCUGAAAAGAUAAAAGUUAAAGACGGUGAAAAGGUGACAUUGAAAUGUGCUGCAUCUGGACAGCCUGAGCCAUCAAUAAAUUGGAAUUUUAGAAAAGGUCAGAAUGUCAGAGUUCAUGGUGGCACAUUGACCUUUCUGAAAGUUAGUUUGAGUGACGAUGGUGUCUACCUCUGCACUGCAAGUAACCAUUACGGGUCAGUUAGUGCAAAGGUCAAACUGAAUGUUAUUGAAGCAAAUAGAAACGUGUCCCUGAAGGCAACCAUGCAUCCGCAGACUUUGGUGAUAGAUCAAGGAAAAUCAGCAUUGUUGCGAUGCAAUGUGACAGGAGAAUACUCAAAGCUUACAUGGAGUAAAGGCGAUGGUUUAUUGUCAUGGAAACACGAGGCAAAUAAAGAUCAAUUGAACAUCUCACAUGCUACGGAAGAGGACCAAGGAACUUACUUUUGCAUGGCCACGUACAAAGAUGUCGUUGCUCGCGCAGCAGCCAAUGUCAUCGUGCAAAAAGCUGUUUUUCCAAAGCUGGUUAUUCUUCCAAAAAGAAUUAGAAAUGCAUCUGUUGGAGACCAUGUUCAUUUCAGAUGUUCUGUGACAGAAGGUAGACCAGUUGACGAUAUUAUUUGGUACAAGGGAAAGGGCUCUCUUCUUGAAGAUAGCAAGGAACAAGGAAACAGCAGUUCAGAUUUAGUUUUAGAAUUUCAAAAGGUUAAAAAGGAGGACGAAGGAGAAUAUUUCUGUGCUGCCGUCAACAAAGCUGGCUUUGCAAAGUCAAGCGCUGUUUUGAAUGUUUCAGGAAAACCAAGAAUUGUAUUAACGCCUCGAGGAACAUAUAAUACAUCAAAGGGUGGCUAUAUCAUAUUUGAGUGUGAGGCAUCUGGUUAUCCUGUUCCAAAGGUUGAAUGGGUUUUGCCACGGAAUAGCACAAUGAAAAAAGCUACAAUAACAUCCUGGCCAGGAUAUGCAAGAAUAGAGAUGAAGGAGACGGCAAAUGCUAGUGGAGAGUACAUCUGCAAAGCUACAAAUGUGGAGGGAGAAGCUACAGACUGGGUGAAUGUCAGAGUGAACAGAAUGAAUAUGAGUCCUGUUGUAAAAGUCGAGCCAGCUUUAGUCAUCGCAAUUUCUGGGGAAGAGGUGGAACUCAAGUGCAACCUUUCAGGAGUUCCGACACCAGAAUUUGCCUGGAUAAAACUGCGAAGGAAUGCAAGAAGUGUUCUUUUGUCGAAGAGAAAUACUUUGGUAUUGGAGGAUGUACAGGAAAAAGACGAAGGCACCUACGCUUGUCGUGCCUGGAAUAAGUUUGGCACAGCUGAGGCUAGGACUAGGUUAAGAGUGACCGUUCCUCCUACGGUUGUGGUAUCACAGACCUCAGUUGUAAUUCUCAAAGGAAGGUCAUUCAGGCUGCACUGUAAGGCUACAGGCCAUCCAGAACCAGUAAUCAAUUGGACGAGACCCAACAUGGAUACAGCAAAUGCGUUUGACAUGAAUUCUCAAACAUUUGAAGUUCUUGAUGCAGGGCUCAAGCACGCAGGGACGUAUAAAUGUGCUGCUAAAAAUAUUGGAGGCAUUUCAUUCAGUUAUGUCAACGUGACAGUUCUCGUACCACCAGUAGUACUUUCAUCGUCUGAGCAAGAGAACAUAGAAAAGUUGGGAGAUAACAUUUCUUUCUUCUGCAAUGUCUCUGGAUACCCUGAUCCGAAGAUUAAGUGGCUAAAAGACCACGACACUGACUUGUGGGUGGAUGGGCCUAUUUUGAGAUUGGUUAAUCUGACAUCAGAGUCACAAGGGCAGUAUAAAUGCAUCGCAAGUAACCUGGCAGGCCAAACCCAAUCUGUCUUCAGCUUAGCAAUAGAAGAAGUACCAACUGCGAACAUUAUAGAGGAUAUUGGUACUGGAUCAUUGGUUAUUCCUGCUGGGAAGAAUAUAACAUUGAACUGUUUGUCUUCUGGAAACCCCGAGCCUGUGGUAAGAUGGGGGAAAACAGAAGGAAGACUGCCCAAAAGUUUCAUGGUGGAAGGUGGUAGAUUGAAAGUCAUAAAUGCCAGUGUAGAUGACGCUGGGACAUUCCGCUGCACUGCAUUCAAUUCGCUUGGCUAUGUUCAUGCCGAUAUUCGUCUUAUUGUACAAGGUGCUCCAACUGUUGAGGUGUAUCCAAAAUCAAUACAGGUUCAAAUAGGCAAAGAAGCCCGUGUGUCCUGCUCGGUUACAGGAACACCUACGCCAGCAAUAUCGUGGAAGAAGGUUGAUGGUCAUAUGCCUCCACAUAUUAUCGAAGGCGAUCAGCUAGUCAUUCCGAGAGUAAGCAGUGUGGAUAGCGGAGUAUACAUAUGCAUUGCUAGAAACAGAGCCGGUAGUGCAGAGGAUCAAAUAAAGCUCAGAAUAACAGAUUUCCUGCCUCGUUUCAGUGAAGAUGGUCUAUCCUAUAUCAUAUAUGGCAAAAUUCUAGGUGCUUUGUACCAAACCAAAAUUGAGAUUUCAUUUCGACCGGAAAAGCAAGACGGCAUUUUGCUUUACAAUGGGAAACCAAGUGCCGAUUUCGUUUCACUUGGAAUGCAGCGUGGCUAUGUAGUUUUCCAAUAUAAUCUUGGCUCUGGGCCAGCUUAUAUAAAAAGCCACGCUAGAAUUGACCUCUUUAAAUGGCACACUGUCAUCGCUUAUAGAGAUGGAUUAGACGGGACAUUGGCCGUGGAUUUAGACCCGAUUGUAUAUGGAAAGUCCAAAGGAAAGUAUACAGGCUUGAAUCUAAAUGGAGACCUUUUUCUUGGGGGCUAUGCGAGCUUAGAUGCGAUCAGAAUGCAAACGUCAUACAAUCGAGGUUUCACUGGCUGUAUAAGCCAGUUGCUAAUUGCUGGAAAGGAAUUCAAAAUCGGAGAAGAUUCCUUGAUGAUGGUUGGUGUUACCGAAUGCAACAUUUGCUUAACGCAGCCGUGUAAAAACGGAGGUACAUGCCUUGCAGCCUCAAGUAGGUUUGGGUAUAAAUGUGAUUGCCAGCCAGGGUUUACUGGUAGUGACUGCCAAGCCAGGGUUGCACGAUGUUUUCCAGGGGCAUGUGGUCCAAAUGGAGUAUGUUCUGACACAGAAAAUUCAGAGUUCCGCUGCAAAUGCCCUAUUGGGUCGUACGGAGAACGCUGUCAAUACGGAGCCACGAUAAUGUCGCCAUCAUUCACAAAUCAUUCUUUUAUGACGUUUCCUGGUAUAAAAGGAGCCUGGGAGGACUUGCAUAUUUUCAUCAAAUUUAUGCCAAGAUUGAGAGAUGGCUUGCUGCUUUUUAAUGGGGGCCUUGCCCCUUUGAAAUCAGAAAACGAUUACGUUUUGAUUCGUCUUAUCAAUGGCUAUGUACAGUUUGAAUUCAACAGUGGAUCUGGUGCAGCCGUCAUCAGGCACCAUGAGGUAGUGUCGCUAAACAAUUGGAACACCAUAGAAAUUGAACGGUACCAAAGAUAUGGAUCCAUUGCAGUCAAUGGAAUGACGGCUGUCAAAGGGUCAUCACCUGGUUACUCCAUUGCAUUGAAUCUUGGACCAUUGCUGUUUGUAGGAGGAUUAAAUGCAAGUGAAAGAUACACGUUCAACAAGACAUGGCUUUCUUAUCAAGGUUUCGAUGGAUGCAUUCAAGAUCUUCAUAUCAAUGACAGGAAAAUUGACUUGGUGACUGAAUUUAUCUCAAAUCAUGAGGUAAUGGACUGUCUUGGGACCUUGACACCGUGCACCCCGUCGCAUUGCAGAAACGAUGCACAAUGCAAGGUUGUGAGUGCUGCCACAUACAAAUGUGUUUGCCCAGCUGGUUUUUAUGGCAAACACUGUGAAUCGUUUACAAAGCGUUGUGGAAAAGUAGAUGGCUGCAAAAAUGGUGCUUCCUGUAUUCGUAUGAAUGGCAGUCCCACUUGCCAAUGCAAGCUUGGUUUUACGGGAAAAGGUUGCGAGAAAGCCAUUAAGAUUGGAAAUGAAGCUCUUUUUAAGGGUGAUGGGUAUCUGAAAUUUCCACGCCACAUUUUAAGAACCAUUGAGCUGACAUCAUUGCAGUUCGAUAUCAGAACAAAGGGUGACAAUGGACUGUUAUUCUGGUUUGGAGAGCAAAAUGAUGCUUCAAAUGGGAAGAGCCCAGAUUUUUUAAGUAUUGGAUUGAAAAGUGGAUUCCUUGAAGUCAGCUACGAGCUUGGAAGUGGAUUAGCCGUGAUACUGACAAAGACACCAUUGAAUGAUAAUAGCUGGCAUACAGUCAAAAUUUCUAGGUCUGCUAGAAAUGCAACUCUUUUCAUUGAUGGAAAACAUAUGGCACAUACUAAGUCACGUGGAAUCAACACCAAUCUGGAUAUAGAAGCACCGAUGUUCUUUGGUGGUGGUAAAGACGUCGCUGCGUUGACUGGCCAAAAAUAUAAGAACUCAUACACUGGAUGCAUUGCUAAUGUUCGUGUAGAAGACAAAGCCAUCUUGCUUCAGGAUAUGGCCGAAGAUGGGCGCAGUGUUCACCCAUGCACAGAAAACAGCAUUUAACACAGCGAAUUCUUUACUGCAAAUAUGUUUUCUACUUAUCUGCUGUUUAUAUAUACUUUUUACCAGUUCUAAUUUUGUACUGCACAUUUGUUACACAGUAUCUUCUCUAAUCUAUCAUGUAUUUUGUUUACGCUGGAAUGUUUUUCAGCUAGCAUGAAAAUAUUUCAAGCCCGUGA
This is a messenger RNA of Rhopilema esculentum, 7827 nucleotides long. RefSeq names its product basement membrane-specific heparan sulfate proteoglycan core protein. Gene Ontology annotation, cellular component: plasma membrane; axon; neuronal cell body. Lineage: Eukaryota; Metazoa; Cnidaria; Scyphozoa; Rhizostomeae; Rhizostomatidae. The record is from RefSeq and is a predicted model, not a curated record. Gene Ontology annotation, biological process: synapse organization; homophilic cell-cell adhesion. Gene Ontology annotation, molecular function: calcium ion binding; axon guidance receptor activity.